CCCAUACGAGAGAGAUCAGCAGCCAGGUUUUAGCAGAGAGAGAGAGAUUCUCACCGAUUCUGUGAAAAUGGGGACUCGAGAAGUGUACGAGCAGAAGCUUAGAACUGGAAAUAUGUACGAAUAUGAUCCUACCAUGAAGCCCGGACUCGGCUCUCCUCGCUGCCCUCGUUGUCUUUCCCACUUAGACCGCACUGCUUCGAGGAAGGAAGAGUGGACGAUCACCCCUGUGCUCCACGACGCCACUGUGGUGGCUGGAUCAGGAAUCGGUGGGCUUCUUAGUGCAAUUCAUGGGUUCAACACAGGGAUCCCCUUUGUCCAGAAGCAUGUCAAAGGACCAAAAUGGCUUCCUUUUGUAGUUGGGAUUCCAGCUUAUGUUACUUAUGCUGCGGCUAGUGCUGCAUUUGGAGGAUAUGCACUUCCCAGAUUUACACAACUCAGUGUUACCUCAUACUAUGCUGCUUCAAGUGCAUCAAGUUACUGCAUUUCGUUGAUUACCAGACAGAUUGAAGACAACCACAUAUCCCGCUCUCAACAUGAAAGACUUGGAUGAAUGAUGAUAAUCAAUCCUUUUUUGGUAUCUAACUUGGUCUACAGGUGCACAAAUUUAUCUUUUCCUUUGUUUUGUUUCAAGGUAGAACCAAUAUGUGAAAUAUGAGGAUGAUGUAUAGUAUUGCAUCCUGGAACUUGUGUGUAAAUGAAAUAAGCUCAAAUUCUUGUCAGUCCUGACUGUGGCCCUUGAAGGCAUUAUUGAGGCGAUUUAACUCUACUGUGCAAGUGACAUAAUUUUGGUGUUCUUCAUAUCUAAGUAGAUUAUAUCUUACGUUACAGUGUGAAAUUGCCAAGGUGAUUGUCCACCUUGUCACAUGAUCAAGAUUCAUAUAGUAAAUGUAAUUGAAAAGCAUGAUGAUGCUUUCUAAUAGAGGGCAGGAGUGGACCUGCACAGUUUGCAGCGUACGUUAGCAUGGGAUGCUGUAGGAGAGGAAAGUGUCAACCUCAUUUAGCAAAGAGCUUUAUAGGGCUGUGGGCCGAUGUUACUUAAAUUCGAAUGGGCUCCAAAAAGGCAGAUCUAUAGAGGGAGAGGGCUGAGGAAGGGGGAAGUGGUCCAUCAUCUGAAUUUUUCUGAACUCUUUGUAUGUCUUUAUUGUGUCCUUUUGUGUGUUCCUUACUACUUCUCUUCUCUUCAUUUGUCUCUGACUCCUCAGUUAGUCCCCCACCAAUUUUCCCCAUUUUAUUUGUGAAUUAUAUACACUGUUGGAGAAAUUUUGGACCUAUUUGUUUUUUUAAAACCAGAUUCUCCCCCCCCCCCUCUUUUUUUAAAAAAAAAAAAAAAAAGUCCUGGUGGAAUUCAAACAUCCAACUUUUUAGUUACAAUCUCUUACUUUUACUAUCUCUUCCAAUUGUUGCAUAUUAUAGCAAUUAUUUGUAGAAAUAUUUCCCAUUGGAUUUUGUGUAUAAACUUUCAAGAUUCUAGUCUCUAGUUAUGUUACUAGAAAAUCUAGAUUCAAUCAGUGGGAACAAUAUGGUUUAGCCUGGAUGGAGCCUAGUUGAAAAAUAUUUUGGAGAGGGUGAGAGUUAUUAUGGUUUUGAUGUGACAUGAGUAAAAAAUUGCAUGUGGUGAGCUUGCAAACAAUUGAUAUUCAUAGUUCCAGCGGUUGAAUGUCUCAUCUGAUUUUGAUAUGACAGUGUGUUACGAACCUAAGAAGAAAAAGAAAGAUAGUGACAUUGUGAAUUAUUAAUUCCUCCGAUCAAUUUAUAAGGUACAAUUUUUAAUCAAAUGAUGAG
This is a messenger RNA of Oldenlandia corymbosa var. corymbosa, 1782 nucleotides long. NCBI's taxonomy places the organism in Eukaryota, Viridiplantae, Streptophyta, Magnoliopsida, Gentianales, Rubiaceae. The record is from the annotation of a GenBank genome assembly.